Molecule: messenger RNA, 1822 nt
Organism: Cynoglossus semilaevis (tongue sole)
Lineage: Eukaryota; Metazoa; Chordata; Actinopteri; Pleuronectiformes; Cynoglossidae
Gene: ifi35
Product: interferon-induced protein 35
Exons: 8
Coding region: 140-1261 (373 amino acids)
Cellular component (GO): nucleus
Molecular function (GO): RNA binding
Source: RefSeq, a predicted model, not a curated record
CGAUAUUAUCGGACAUCCCUAGUUUUGGCUGCUUUUGUCAUUGGUUUAAAUACACUUAUUUUGACUAACUUCAUUUUUAAACGUUUUAUUAAUUAUUGUUGGGCCUGUUAUAGAUACCUUCUACAGCCAAACACUUGAGAUGGAUUCCUCCCUUGAGAUGGAAAAACCGCAGCAGGAACACAACAUGUUGGAGGAAGUCCUGACAUCAAUCAAAAAUAUCAAGGCAAAGUAUGACAAUCUGAUCCAAGAAAAUACAGAGCUGAAUAACACCAAAAAGGAUAAUGAGGAGAUUAUUCAAAAGUGUAAAAAGCGCUCCCUUAAACUUGCCCAGACUGUGGAGGAGAACCAGGAAAUGUACAAGGAGCAGCUCGAUAAGGAAUUGUUAAAAUCGAAUUUGCUAAAGGAAGAGGAGUUGGCGCUGAUGGAGGAAAUCAAGAAUGUUGAGAAGGCCUUUCAGGAGGAGAAGAAUAUAAAUGACCAUCUGAAACACCAGGCUCUUGCCUUCUCCUGCUUGCCAGAGAAAAGGGUAGUUUUUACCGGAAAAAAGACAAACAACGUAGCCAAAGAAGAGAAAAAGUUUGACGUUAAACCACAUAUUAUUUAUCCAAUGGAAGAAGGUACAGCACUGAUCACGUUUGAGAAGGAAGUGGUGGCUGGGAACAUUCUGAAACUGAAGCAGCACCAGGUGGUUCUUGAGAAAGAAUGCUUUAUUACCUUGGAGGCACGUGCUGUUCACUUGCUGCUGCCCUCAUUGGUGGAGAUUGACACUGCGGUUUGUCCCAGACGCAUAUUAAUAUCCAAUCUGCCUGAAAUGAACACUGAGACUCUUCUCGACAAGCUGAACAUCCACUUCCACAGUAGUAGACGUGGAGGCGGGGAGGUGGAGAGCUGCGAAUUUCUGGCCGAUUCUGGGACUGUGGUUCUCACGUUUGUUAAUCCAAACAUUGCUGGAGGUUUGAUAGAGGCCGAGUACCACGAUCUAAAGCUGAACAACAAUAAGGUGCACAGAAUAAGAGUGACUCAUUUUAUGAAUGGAGGACUUUCCGACUUUCAGGCCAAGAUGGUUCAGUGUCCUCGGACAAUUCUUUUGACUGGAAUCCCUCCUGUUAUGGCCCAAGAGACCCUGCAAGACAUGUUAGAAAUCCACUUUCAAAGAAGCAGCAACGGUGGGGGAGAGAUUGAAGCCUUACUCUACAACCCAGUGGCUCAGAAGACCUCAGCAGUGUUUGAGAGCAUUGAUCCAAAUGAGGAGGAGCAGUAAACAAACAAAUUGUGUUUGAUGAUAAAACAUUUUUGACCAAUACAGACACGAUUUACAGGCAUUGCUCUGGGGUGUUAUGAUACUGUCAACUCACGAUAUGCUACAAAUCAUCGUUUUUUGUUUUGUUUAUGAUACGAUUUUAUUAUUAACAAUAUGAGCCCCAGUCACAUUUGACCAAAUGCCAUUUGACAUGGCGGCUGGUGGAUUCGAACCUGCAACCUUCCGGACCCAAGUCUGCUUCCUUAACCACUAAGCCACCACUGUAUAUGGGGGUUUCCUUCAAUCCUGUUCCUGUCUGUCCUGUUUCCUGAGUUAAUUACUCAGUUCAGUUUUGUUGCAUUUCCUGCCUGUUCUGAUAUCCAUAUCCUGUUUUGAGUAUUAGACUUUGUGAUUAAAGAAAACUGUACCUGAUCCCAGUCACAUGAGUGCUACUUUUGGUUCCGGUCUGCCCACUCAUAACAGCAACCUCCUCUGUUCCUGCAAUACUGACUCUCUUUUCAGGUCAGCUACUCUGAACAAAACAGAGUAAAAAUGUAUGAAAUAAACAAUAUGUAUACAGUA